AUGUCUCGUACCUCACUUGGCAAGCGGACAAGGAGUGUCCAAGACCAAGAAGAAGUACAGCUUCCCGCGAAACGUACGAGACGACAGACCCGUGCUGCACAGGAGAACGACGAGAACGCGGAUCCAGAGGCAACUGCUACACCCGAAAGCGACGUCCAGCUUGAGGAUGAUGCCUAUGUCGAGCCCACCGCGAAGACGCUCAGGCGUAGCCAUUCUCAGACUAUCCUAAAGUCAAUUCCGAUCACACCUCAGACCCCACGACACAGAGAUGUGUUUGCCAACUCCCCUUCUACUCCUCGACAGGUUGUCAAAUCCGCAGGCAGACUUUUCCAGCGCACAACACCGCAGUCCCCACUAACUCCCGGCUCUCUUCAAACUGUCUACCACUCUGCGCGACAACUUUUCGCUCGCGGUGCCGACCCCGGUCAACUUGUGGGACGAGAACAAGAACGGGAGCAAUUGACACAGUUUGUCCAAGAAUGCUCGUCUUCCAGUGCCAGUGGAUGUCUUUACGUUAGUGGGCCGCCUGGAACCGGCAAGAGUGCGAUGGUAAAAGAAGUUACAGAGUCGCUGAUGGAGUCGGCAACCGUGCGACAAGCAACUAUCAACUGCAUGAGCAUCAAGUCAUCCAAGGACCUUUACAACACCUUGCUCGAUCUUUUGGGGCACGAAAGCGACCUGCAGGAGACGGCAGCAAUGGAAGCAUUGCAAAAGAUUUUUGUGACGAAGAAGAAAGACUCCCCUGUCUAUCUCGUCGUCUUGGACGAGAUCGACCACAUCCUGACAAUGGGCUUAGAGAGCCUAUACCGGCUGUUUGAAUGGUCCCUGCAGCAGCCAUCGCGACUCGUUUUGAUCGGCAUUGCGAAUGCGCUCGACCUUACGGAUCGAUUUCUGCCACGCCUCAAAUCCAAGAACCUCAAACCGUCUCUCCUCCCCUUUCACCCGUAUUCAGCAGCUCAGAUCAAGAGCAUCAUCACUACUCGCCUGAUGACGUUGCUCCCGAGUGAUAGCAAGCAGACAUCGACCCCUUUUAUUCACCCGGCAGCUAUUGAACUCUGUUCGCGGAAGGUGUCAACUCAGACGGGAGACCUCCGAAAGGCUUUUGAGAUCUGCAGGCGAGCACUUGACCUGAUCGAGUCAGAAACUAGACAGCAGCACGAAACCGAAGCAAGGGAAAAAGUUCUGCAGAUGACACCUUCGCGAAAGCCUUUGUGUGAAAAGGCCAACACUUCCGCCUUCGGGGGGUCAUCCAGAAGCGUGUCCCAUGUUGCGGCAGCGUCUCUGAGAGCCUUGACGGCAGAGACUGCUCCGCGGGCAUCCAUUGGACAUCUGAACAAGGUCACCCAAGCAGCGUUUAGCAAUGGCACCAACCAGCGGCUUAAGGCACUGAAUCUUCAGCAGAAGGCUGCACUGUGCUCAUUGGUGGCCAUUGAGAAACGCAACCGAUCGGCGAAGAUGGCAAAUGGCUUGGCAACUCCAACCAAGUCGCAAACUACAUUCGCCCCGACGGUUAAAACUUUAUAUGAAAAGUACUCCAUCCUCUGCACCAGAGAUUCUGUUCUGCACCCGCUGUCAAGUUCAGAGUUUCGCGAAGUCAUCGGAAGCUUGGAGACGUUGGGCCUGAUUAACGCAGUUGACGGAAAGACGGGCGGGCUCGUGGCAGUACAGACUCCCAGCAAAAGAGGACGCAAGGCAGCAAUGCCUACGGGUGAGGACAAGCGGGUAGCCAGUUGCGUCGGCGAAAAGGAAAUGGAAACUAUCGCCGAGGGUGUUGGAGCGGCAAUCUUGACCAACAUUCUUAGCGGCGAGGCGUUGGAUUAA
Colletotrichum truncatum is the source of this 1821-nucleotide messenger RNA. RefSeq names its product cell division control protein. Gene Ontology annotation, molecular function: DNA replication origin binding; ATP hydrolysis activity. Gene Ontology annotation, cellular component: nucleus. NCBI's taxonomy places the organism in Eukaryota, Fungi, Ascomycota, Sordariomycetes, Glomerellales, Glomerellaceae. The record is from RefSeq and is a predicted model, not a curated record. Gene Ontology annotation, biological process: DNA replication initiation; mitotic DNA replication checkpoint signaling; cell division.